CUGAAAUCUCUAUUUUCAGGGGGAUUGAUUGGAUGGACAAUUGCAUUAAGCAGCAAAAAAAAAAAGGUGUACAGGAAAUUAAAUGUGAUGCCACUAAUGCAAAUAUGACUAUUUAACCAAGACGAAUGGAAGAACACUUAACAUACUGAUCAUACGCACAUAAACAAAUCAACACUUUAAGUUUCUUCCACACUAUUCACACCUUUUUCCCCUUACCUGCUAUAUUUUACUUCACAUUCCAUUUCAUGUUUCAUUUUUGCAUCUUAAAAAUUCAUAUUAUUCCCUAGUACACACCCACUCAAACAUACACACUCACAGAAGCCCCAAGAAAACAUGGCGGAAAACAUGAGCUCCAAGAUGGACAGUAGCUCUGUGUCCAACAUCUCCCUUCUGGGCCAGGGAGACUCUGUGUCCAACUCAGUGGAGUAUAAGACUGUGUCCGUGUUUCUGGUGGUUCUGGUAUGUGGUGUGGGAAUUGUUGGCAACAUCAUGGUGGUCCUGGUGGUCCUUACCACCCGACACAUGCGAACACCCACCAACUGCUACUUGGUGAGCCUUGCUGUGGCUGACCUGACAGUGCUGGUGGCGGCUGGGCUGCCCAACAUCUCCGAGAGCCUGAUGGCCAGCUGGGUGUAUGGGCAAGCUGGCUGUCUGGGCAUUACCUACCUCCAGUACCUGGGCAUCAACGUAUCCUCCUGCUCCAUCACAGCCUUCACAGUGGAGAGAUACAUAGCCAUCUGUCAUCCAAUGAAGGCUCAUACGGUGUGUACGGUCUCCAGGGCCAAGCGUAUCAUUGCAGGGGUGUGGGCUUUCACCUGUGUCUACUGCAUGCUUUGGCUCUUCCUGGUGGACAUCCAAGUGAACAGCGAUGGGCGCGUCCAGUGUGGCUAUCGUGUCUCCCGAGACCUCUACCUGCCCAUAUACCUAAUUGAUUUCACCAUUUUUUACGUCAUCCCACUGCUGCUAGCUAUUGUCCUGUACGGCCUCAUCGCACGAAUCCUCUACCUGAACCCACUGUCAGACCCACCGGAUUCAGGCACCAUCACAGCCCCCACCUUCAGGAAAAGCUGCAAAGAACCUGCAGAUUCAAGCAAAGGAGGUCGCCCAGGACGACCAAAAAGUGCACUCUCAUCUCGGAAGCAGGUCACCAAGAUGCUUGCUGUGGUGGUGGUUCUUUUUGCCCUCCUGUGGAUGCCCUACAGAACCCUGGUGCUAAUCAACUCCUUUGUCAGCACACCAUACUUGGACGCCUGGUUCUUGCUCUUCUGCAGGACGUGCAUCUAUGCCAACAGUGCUAUCAAUCCCGUAGUGUACAACCUAAUGUCUCAGAAGUUCCGCUCUGCGUUCCGCGGACUGUACAAGUGCCAGCAGCCAGCCAGUCACCAGCGCAGUCUGUCCUCACUCCAGACCAGUUACACUCUAGCUAGAGACCCUCGAAGCACUCACGUCAGCAAUGGCACCAAGGAAACUGACAAGAGAAUCAGCUGUCGUACCACCAACCAGGAACCAUGGAUGGAAAGUCCCCUAGGUGAAAAGAAAAGUGCUACAGAGAAUACUGGUAUUGACAAUAAUGGCAUGGAUCAGCUACAAGAAAAGACAGAUGAAAUCGACACAAUCAAGGAUCGAGGUGAUAUUGCAAACCUUGCCACAGAAGCUGAAAGAAAAGGAAUUAAAAAAGAAGAUAAUGGUCUUGGCUUGGAGAAAAAGAUCAAUAGCCAAUGCUCUGAUAUUAGAAAAGAUAGGGAAAAUUGGAAUAAUGUUACCAAUCACACAACUCCAGACAUUACUCAUCCAAAUGCAGAGAAGGCUGUGCUAGCCCCUGAUGAGAUGAAACCUACACUGAGCCAUGUUGAGCAAAAUGCUAAGGAAUUGAUCCACAGCACAUUGUAAUCCCCCCUAAUGUUUCAUUCUUUAAAAUUUUCAAAGGAAAUCAUGUAUGGGUUGGUGUUGUAAAGUUUAUUGCCCUGAUUUGAAAAAAAAAUUGAUUGUUGUUAAAAGGAGAGCAAAAAAAAAAUCAUCUCAAGAUGAAUGUCGAUUUUCAGACAGGCUCCAAAAAAGCUGUAUGUCUUUGCACCUGCUGAUGAGACAGUCUGCUAUGGAUUGCAAAGACUUGGACACUCUUUCUGCAUCAAUCUUGUUGGACAGAGGACUCACCAGCAACACUUUCCCCCUGUCUGCAUUGGCUUUGAAAGUUUUGAAGUUUUGGCGUGUUCUCUUCAUCCAUGUAACAUUAAAACAUCUUGCCCACUCUUCCUGUAAGGAGCAGGAGAAAAUAAUGAAUCCAACUAAGUGAGUACAGUACAUAACCUACUUCUGAAAGAUCAGAGAGGAUAGCAAAAGCAACUGUUACAGCGCUUUUAUCUGAUAACAUGGCCCAGAGCACUGGGUCAGCACUAACAUAUCCAUGUUAUCUGUUCAUCUAACAAGAGGCAUUUAGAGGCUGGUACUGUGCCAGUGAAAGAGCAGAGCAUGGCCAGGGGAACUGACUUGUAAUGCAUCAACAUUUGUUCCACAUAAAAGCCUGUACUUUAGGAAGAGUCAUGUUUUACAACUGUUUCAUCUGCCAUCAUGUCCAGAGGCAUGACUUAGUCCUCUGGGUGGCUUUUCAGGAAUGGAUGUAGAUUAGCUCAGAAAGAGGGAGAGUCAAUUUACAGAUUCAUCUAUUUAUCCAUUUAUGUAUAGCGAGGACAUAGGACAACUGAUGCUUUCUGCUAAAACAAAUGAAGAGUUAUAUCCUUUGUGUGUCCGUUAACAAAAUGAGUCUUAUACUAAUGUGUGCUGAUACUGAAACGAUUUGAAAGCACUUUUUUGUGUACCCAGUGUCACAAUAUUUAUUUUUAUGUUUCAUAUUUAUGUAGAAGGCAGUCAUAAAUACGAUUUUCACUUAUAAAUGCUAAUUUUCUGAUGCUAUAAUGACUUAAGCAGCAUCAUGCUUAAUGUGCGGUUUAAGUUGUUCUUUUACAAAAACAACCUGUUCCCUAAUGUAAUUGCUUUAUGGCGAAACCUGUAGUUUAUGCCUCUCCUGUGCUGUUUUCUUACAAGAAAAGAUUAUGAUAAAGCUCUUGCAAUUGUUUGUGGCUGGUUUUGUGGCUUAUUAUACUAAUUUUAGCUGUGCCACACUUAGAGCUGUGCCUGGAAGUCGGAAUUUUCAUUUAUCUCAUCAGGCAUCUUGUUAAAAGAGGCACCACCAUUCUGCUCGUCGCCGUUUUAGUGCUUGAGCUAUUAUUUCUGUACUGUCACAUUUCAUUUGAUAAGCAGGGAAUGAAGCCAGUACCAGUGUAAAGAGGCUCAAUUCAGAGUGCUAAAGUGGAAUGUGUGUUAUGCUGAUGUUUUCGCCACACAUGGCUGUUUUUCUGAUUUUAAUUGCAUUGUUGACAGGGAUGGAAAAACAAAUUGUUUUCUUUUAAGGCUUGAGAAAAUGCAUGGCUUUGCUGAGGAACCGUAUAAAAUAACGUGAAUUUUUGUUGUGACCUCAGAAAACCCACGAGGGAAGAUAUAACGCCUUUGGUGUGCUGCUUGUAAUAGCUUUUUUAAUCCAUUUGAUAAUUGCUCAGUUCUUAAUGUUAACCUACUGGAAUCAGAGCUUGAUGUAUGUGUGAGUUCCGUG
Messenger RNA from Ictalurus punctatus (channel catfish), 3607 nucleotides. It is a transcript of the gene trhr2, whose product is annotated as thyrotropin releasing hormone receptor 2. Gene Ontology annotation, molecular function: thyrotropin-releasing hormone receptor activity. Bases 334 to 1890 code for a protein of 518 amino acids. Gene Ontology annotation, biological process: phospholipase C-activating G protein-coupled receptor signaling pathway. The record is from RefSeq and is a predicted model, not a curated record. NCBI's taxonomy places the organism in Eukaryota, Metazoa, Chordata, Actinopteri, Siluriformes, Ictaluridae. Gene Ontology annotation, cellular component: membrane. The transcript is spliced from 3 exons.